Messenger RNA from Pleurotus ostreatus (oyster mushroom), 678 nucleotides. RefSeq lists its product as uncharacterized. The coding region runs from base 1 to 678 and encodes 225 amino acids. The transcript is spliced from 2 exons. Lineage: Eukaryota; Fungi; Basidiomycota; Agaricomycetes; Agaricales; Pleurotaceae. The record is from RefSeq and is a predicted model, not a curated record.
AUGUCUGGCUCUGGCACGGCUUCCACCGGUGGGCGCUCACGGACGCAGGCGAGGAGGAAGCAUAAUGACGAGGCUGGGUAUUUCGGGCCCGGUGGAGGCAACUCGACAGCGGGCGUGAAGAGACACGCAGUAGACAAGGCUGAUGGCGAUGGCCGGGCAAAGAGGAAGCGCGUGGAACCGGGAAACGGGAACACUGGACUAGGCAGCAACGCCUCACGGAAGGAUGGGGGAGAAACGGAGGCAAAGACAUCGUUGGUGGACUUCUCGACCAUGCCGCUCUCGGUUCUGUAUCGCUACAUGACACAGUUUAACCUCGUCCCCGUCAUUACGCCCUCACCACUAUCCCCAGAGGACCCGGCGCCGCCGUCAACCCUUGCCCAUCCGUUCAGACACAGCUCACGCCCACCGAGUCCCCCUACCCAAACCACACCCGCGAACAGACCCCGUAGAGACCCCCGGGAGCAGCAGCAACAUAGGAGACGGAGCCUGCGUUUGGUAGACGAAUACACGCCGAGGACACCAAUAUUGGUGGAUCUAGAGGAACUGAAUGGGGUAAUAGCAACGAUGGUGGAGAGACAUUUCAGGGAAGAGAUUGUGGUCAGUGGGCGGGAGGAGGUAGACACCCUUGCCGCGUUCAUGUGCGCCGUAGAGAAAUUCAAGGGUAGCAAAGCGAGGUGA